AUGGCUCCAUUCCUACCAAUGGACAAAAUUUACAUCUGCAUGGAGGUGAUAGCACAAUUGAAAGAAGCCCAUCUUGUGAGAAAUGAUCUAAAGUCCCAUAGUUAUCCUAUGCCCAUUAGGCUUGAGGGGGGUAUGCGCUUGAUUAAUACUUUUGAAGAGGAAUUUAUUGAAGAUACAUGGAUCAAACUCAGUAAGAAGGUUGCUUCAGGUAUAUCCCGAAGUGUUGCUUCAUUCAAAGGAGAAGAAAGGUUUGUCGCUUGCACUGGUAUAUUUGUAGACUCCAAUGAAUCCACCUCAAGAGUUUUGACUUCAGCAAGUUUGGUUAGAACUUGUGCUGAUGAAUACAAGAUUGCUGAUAACUUAAGGAUUAAAGUGUACCUUCCAAAUAAGCAAGUUGCUGAAGGGACAUUGCAACAUUACAAUUUGAGUUAUAAUAUUGCUCUGGUCAGUGUCUUGGGUUUCCGUUGUCUUCAAACCGCAGAACUCCACAAUCAGAGGCAAAUUGAACCCCAUAUGGAGGUAGUAGCUGUAGGACGCAUCUUUGAAUCAGGCAAAUUAAUGGCCGCAAGUGAGAUAGUGGCUGACAAAGAAGGUAAUCUCGACUGCAAAGAGCUUAUGAUCUCCACUUGUAAAGUCACAAAGGCCGGUAUUGGAGGGACCCUGAUUGAUUUUGAUGGGAAUUUCAUUGGCAUGAACUUCCAUGGUAUGGAAGAAACACAUUAUCUACCAAGGUCUAUGGUUCUGGAAUUAUUGAGGCAUUUUGAAGGGUCUGAUGAUGCUGAUGAGGCUAGUUACAAGAAGCCGAACAGAUGGCCUGUGCCUGAACCACGUUGGUCCUAUCCUCGCAGCAGGGCACCACGGGCCUGGACUAUCGAUGGCGUGUACGAUUUCCUUGAAAUCUUGCUUUAA
Miscanthus lutarioriparius is the source of this 909-nucleotide messenger RNA. NCBI's taxonomy places the organism in Eukaryota, Viridiplantae, Streptophyta, Magnoliopsida, Poales, Poaceae. The record is from the annotation of a GenBank genome assembly.